UGAGCCCUCAGCCCAGCUCCAGCCCGCCCAGCCGGGCUGAGGGGCGUCGGUUCCCUUCUCGGUUCCCGGCAGGCGGCGGGGGAGCCAGGGACGCCGAGACGUUUUCGAUUAUAGGCUGUUUUUAAUUAAAAGCCGGAAUUCAGCCAUUUUAACUGCAUUUAAGGGGGAGAAAAGUAGAGAGAACGCAGCGGAGCCCGCAGAUGGCCGAGCCAGCUUCUCUACCAGAGCGAGGGUGUUCCGGGGGCCUUCACCUCGACUUCCCCAAAGUGGGGCGUCGGGGCAUGCUCCGAAGCUUUAGCUUUUAAAAGAAAGCUACACAAAGAACAUUUUUUUAAAAAAUCACGGAAAGCUCAUCGCCUCCUUAAGACAUGUAUCCUCGGAUGUGGCGAUCUUAGAUUUUUCCAAAACGCCGUGUGCGCCGCCUCGCGCAGCUCCUCCUGGCCGCCCGAAGGGGCCCCACCGCCGGCCGCCUGUGCGCCCCGGGCCGCGGGCCCGAAGCCGAGCGCAAGCCCCGCUGGCCGCCGCCGCCAUGCACGCCGCGGAGCCCCCGCCGCCCGAGGACUCUGGGACUACGCCGAGGCCGAACUUUUAGGUCCCACUGAGCGAGGCCCGUGGGCCGGGUGGGGGGCUGGCUGCGGCACUCCCGCGGAGGAUGGAUGGCCGAGACUUCGGGCCUCCGCGGUCCGUGCACGGCCCCCCGCCGCCUCUGCUGUCCGGCCUGGCUAUGGACAGCCACCGCGUGGGCACCGCUGCGGCCGGACGCCUGCCCGCUUCUGGCUUGCCGGGCCCGCUGCCGCCCGGAAAGUACAUGGCCGGCCUCAAUCUCCACCCGCACCCGGGCGAGGCCUUCUUGGGCAGCUUUGUGGCCAGCGGGAUGGGGCCCUCAGCCUCGUCCCAUGGGAGCCCCGUGCCCCUGCCCUCUGACCUCUCCUUCCGCUCCCCUACCCCCAGCAACCUGCCUAUGGUGCAGCUGUGGGCCGCUCAUGCCCAUGAAGGCUUCUCACAUCUGCCCAGCGGGCUGUACCCAUCCUACCUCCACCUGAACCACCUGGAGCCCCCCAGCAGCGGGAGCCCCCUCCUCAGCCAGCUGGGCCAGCCCAGCAUUUUCGAUACCCAGAAAGACGGCUUCUACCUGCCCGCCCCGGGGGCUCCGGGCGCCCUGCACUCUCACGCGCCCUCGUCCAGGACCCCGGGAGGCCACUCCUCCAGCGCCCCGGCCAAAGGCUCUUCUCGGGAAGGUCCAGCCAAGGAGCGGGCGGGCCGCGGCGGGGAGCCACCCCCGCUUUUCGGCAAGAAGGACCCGAGGGCCCGCGAGGAGGCCGCGGGGCCG
Ailuropoda melanoleuca (giant panda) is the source of this 1330-nucleotide messenger RNA. Its product is annotated as trinucleotide repeat-containing gene 18 protein-like. The transcript has 5 exons. Lineage: Eukaryota; Metazoa; Chordata; Mammalia; Carnivora; Ursidae. The annotation marks the transcript as partial. The record is from RefSeq and is a predicted model, not a curated record.